Messenger RNA from Sporothrix brasiliensis 5110, 201 nucleotides. RefSeq lists its product as uncharacterized. The transcript has a single exon. Bases 1 to 201 code for a protein of 66 amino acids. Lineage: Eukaryota; Fungi; Ascomycota; Sordariomycetes; Ophiostomatales; Ophiostomataceae. The record is from RefSeq and is a predicted model, not a curated record.
AUGCUGCACGACCUGCACAAACUGCACAAUCUGCACGACGCAUCCAUACCCCCCGUUCGCAUCCAGAGCCCACCGCCAUUGGCGAACCAGGAGAACAUCCGAGGAGAAGAUCCACUCGUCGCCCAAUAUCCCACGCCGACACCCACGCUCGCCCACGUCGGACCGCCCAAUAGCAACGGCAACACGACGCACCGAGCCUGA